UCCAAGGAUGUCACAUGCAAUAUGCUGCAUUCCUGCUUUCUGAAGCCCGAGAACCUCAAGUUAUCGCCUUUCAUUGAGGAUGCUGGCGGGGAGCGCCUCCGAGGGGACGCAGACACUGAAGGAAGCGACGCAGGGUUGACGCUGCGCCUCCCAACAUCCCCGAGCUGAAUCCCAGUGAGACCGUGGUACUUUCCCUGCGUGGAUGAGUUGUAAGGUUGUGAGUGUGUGUGAGAGCAAGUGAGCGUCAGCGCUCCCACAUGGCCUCCAUGCAGGACGGGCUAAACUUCACGGCUCCUCCCUACGGCAAGGUCCUGCUGCUGGGUGCUAUCGCUGCUGCCUCAGCCUUUGUUGUCACGAUCCUCAUCGUGGUGCUGUGCGUGGGCUGCCAGAGGAAGGGGAAGACACACAAUGUUCCCAGUGAGGGUGGAAAACACCGUCUCAUGGACAUGGGUAUACUCAGGCAGUCAAAGCUGCGUUCCAUCAGUAAAUCAGACACUGAGAUGAACAAGAUGAACUGCAAUGGGAAAAGCAGGCAGCUUCCCCAGAUUCCCUCUGGAGACGACGGAGAGCACACUUACUCAGAAGUGGGCCGAGGCUCCUCCACCACACGUACUGACGAUGCCCUGUACGCCAUGGUAGGCAGGGCCGGGCAGACGGACACCCCGGCCCCACCGGCUGUUCCCGCCAACACGCCGGCGCCCCCUGACCCAGACGGUGACGUGGAAGGAGGGAUGCCCGAGUCCGAGUCCGAGGUCAUGUCUCCCCCUCACCCUCCGGAGGCAGUGGAGUACGCGUGCGUCAGGAAGUUGAGGAAGGCCGAAAAGGCUCCCCAAAAGAGGGACAGCGGGACGGAUAUGGGCGAGACGCCGGCGCCGCCGACACGACACGCCCCGCCGUCACAUCCCGCCCCUCCUCCGCCACACCCGCACAGCACAAAGUUGCCCCGUAGGAACGUGGACGCCUUCAAUGUCCCGGCAUUCCCAAAGCGCUUUCAGCUGCAUCUCAUCUCCAUGACAACUGGGCAAACUCCAUACGCUGAUGAAGACCAUGAGAUGCAGUUGAAAGUGGAAAAGCUAGAAGUGAUGUUUAUGGGCAACGGAGAGCAGUACAUCUGGAAGCCUCCGGAGGACGAGGAGAUGCUCAUGCACCAGAAUAAAGCCCUGGGACCUCUGGGUGCUCACACAGUGGAGCAUAUACAACCGUCUGCUGCUGUGGUGGCUGAGAUGUACUCGAAGGUGUGUAAACCGGGAAAGAAGAAACGGGCUGUUCCCGGGUCUCCCCCAGCCAAUCCUGGAUUCCGGACCUUGGGUCGCGGUGACCGUGACCGAGACCGGGAUGGGGGGUUUAGUGUCGUGGUCAAACCCCAGACGUGGGCCCUUCAGGAGGGCAAAGCCGCUGGAGGGCCCCUCGACGACCACUGCUACGAGUCCAUCGGGACAGAGGAGUGCGAUCUGGCCUAUGAGAACAUGGAAGGCGCCUGGAAGAGAGAGAGGCCCCCCAACACGUGUGCCACCCUGCGGCCCAGGAGGAAGAAGGCCCAGCAGCCCUUGCAGCAGCAGCAGCCCCCGCCCCCGCCGCCCACGCAGCAGACCCCCAAGUUGCAGCACCUGCCCGCCAAAGCCAUGCUGCUGCCGGGGGAGAACCUGUACGAGAGCAUCGGCGACCUGAAGCAGGGCUCCGCCAACUCCAGCACCACCACCAUCUUCACUUUCAACGACGGCAUGGAGAUGUACGUGACGGGGCUCUGAGGCGGCGGCUGCACCGCGACCCCCUCACCUUCCAACACAAGGAGCCCCCGUCAUGCUCACCCACACAUACUGUUUACAUUCAAGUCAUAACGCCAUGCCUCUCUCCGGCCCACCGGGCCUCGGGGCGAUAACGUCUAUCUGUUGUGACCUGGGCUGAGCACAAAGUCCGAUGUACAAACCGUAAAAGGAAUCCAAAGGUAGUGAAUAUAAAAUGAGCACAAGACCAUUGCAGAGCAAUCUGUAGGUAAUAGUAGCACUUCUAUUUUACUGAUACUUAUGUGCAAAGCACAAUAAAGUAAAAAGCCUGAAUUCUUCCUCAAUUCUAGCGGGUAAUAAAAGUCCAAGCAGGACUCCUAAAGGGGUUGAAGGCACUGCAAGUAUUUUGGUAGCACAGGCCUUCCCUGUAGUUGGUCAAGAUGUGAUUCAGGACAGAAUUUAAAUGAUAUAAAGGAAUGAAUUACUAAUCAAAAUACUUGAAAGCUCAGGGACCAAGAGAGUAUUAUAAAAAUUAAUUGCACACAUUUUGCAUUCCUCUUAAAAGCUUCGACUAAUUUACACCAUCAUCACGUUUAAAAAGCGACCAGAUAUUUCACUCCGCCACGUUUUGUUUCAUCCUACACGGACUGAACACUGUCUCCACUGCCGUCUGUAAAUGAAGUGUUUUACUUUUCCUGUUUCUGCACUUUGCCUGCUACAAGUUGCAUGCUAAAAAAAAAAGCAAAGAAGAAAAAAAAAAAUCUAAACUAAAAAUCAAGCACUGUCAUGUGGUACCUCUCUAUAUGAAUGUUUUUUUUAAUGUUGUCGUUGGUUGUUUAUUUACUUUUUUAAGUGUUGCUUUAUUUAUCUGUAGAGCACAAAGCCAGUUGGAUGGAGGAUGUAUUUGGUUCAGCGGGACUCUGUGCAGCAGAGAGGAGA
This is a messenger RNA of Pseudoliparis swirei, 2663 nucleotides long. RefSeq lists its product as uncharacterized. The transcript is spliced from 8 exons. Gene Ontology annotation, biological process: negative regulation of T cell activation; T cell receptor signaling pathway; B cell receptor signaling pathway. Gene Ontology annotation, cellular component: plasma membrane; membrane raft. The record is from RefSeq and is a predicted model, not a curated record. The coding region runs from base 258 to 1748 and encodes 496 amino acids. Lineage: Eukaryota; Metazoa; Chordata; Actinopteri; Perciformes; Liparidae.